UGUAAAUCAUUAUCCUUUUUCAAACAGCAGAGGUAUAAAAAGCAACCCUAGAAAACGUAUAAACAAAGCUUAGAGAGCCGGUGCGUGACAAUGGCGGAAACUAUGGCGAGCCUAUCUCCCGAAUUGGAAUUCGAUCCUCUAUCUCCCUACUAUGUCGAUCCAGAUUUUCCAGACAAUGAACCCGACGAGGACCUCCCUGUGGAUAAACUCAGCGUAGCCGAGGACAACUACUUCAUCUGGAAGAACCAGUUUCUCAACUUCCUUGCAAUCAAAAACAAAACCGCCUUCGUGGACGGCACCAUCGUGAUACCGGGACCUUCCUCUCUGCUAUACGGAGCAUGGAAAGCGUGCAACUCGAGGGUUAGGUAUUGGAUGAGGAGUUGCGUGAACGAGAAGGAAAAGGAGUUUAAACAACUUUCACGUGUGAGUGUGGAGGACCCGGUUCAGAAACGUUGGACGAACUCCGAGAGAUGUUCGUCCCGAGCGUGGAGUUUAAGAUGGUGACUCGGUCCCGAACUAUUUCCAGAAGGUGAGGAGCGCUUGGAUGGAGCUUCGGGAGUAUGAGCCCUUGCCGGAGUGUGCGUAUGGUGGUUGCCGGUGCGAGAUUAAGAAACGAGCAGAAGAGGCGAGAGAGAAGGA
Raphanus sativus (radish) is the source of this 639-nucleotide messenger RNA. RefSeq lists its product as uncharacterized. The record is from RefSeq and is a predicted model, not a curated record. Bases 91 to 504 code for a protein of 137 amino acids. Lineage: Eukaryota; Viridiplantae; Streptophyta; Magnoliopsida; Brassicales; Brassicaceae. The transcript has 2 exons.